AUGCGGAUAGAGUGUGGAUGUCGGAAAUAUGAAAGUGAAGGAAUCCCGUGUUGCCACCUGUUUUAUGUAAUGAAGUGCGAGCACCUUAUGGAAAUUCCUCCAGCACUCAUAAUGAAGAGAUGGACAAAGAGUGCCCAAACUGAUACAUGUAGGGAAUUUAUCGGCAAAGGCGAAGACACUACCAACGAAGUUGUAGAAAUGGUGAGGUAUGGAAGUUUAAGUGCUAUGUCAAACAAAGUAUGUUUUUAUGCAUCGAAGAAUGCAGAUGGUUAUGCCAUGUUGAUGAAUGAGUUUAGUAGAUGGGAGGGAAUUUGUGAAGGCUUACGGCAAAAGGAAGAAGAGACAAGUCUGAAAUUGGGUAGUGCUGAGCAAUGUCCUCCAAAUAUUGUGAAAGAUCCAAAUAUCAUUAAGACAAAAGGCACUCAAGCAAGGUAG
Molecule: messenger RNA, 435 nt
Organism: Prunus armeniaca (apricot)
Lineage: Eukaryota; Viridiplantae; Streptophyta; Magnoliopsida; Rosales; Rosaceae
Source: the annotation of a GenBank genome assembly